AUUUUGCUUUUACUUCUACUAUUUUGUGCUGAUUUGUAGUAUCGCAUUGCUGAUUUUAACUAAUAAUCGUUUAAAAAAUAUCGCAGCAUCAAAACAAUGCCUCCACCAAAAGUAAAACUGCACAAGAAUACUGGGAAACAAAAAUCUAUACCUAAAUUACCUCCUAAUCGGUCAACGUCAGGAACUCAAGUCUCGGAAAUCACUACCAAUCAUAUGCCACAAGCAGGUCCAACAGAACCAGACCGACAAUUUGAGUUGGAGCUAUACUGGUGCAUUCAGCAAUUGGAAAAUUCUCUUAAUACACCUCACAUCCGUGAGAAUAACAAAAAAUUGGAAGAUAUCACGAAACUAAUAAAUAUACUCAAGUCCCCUAGCCAACCAUUAAUCAAAAAGCGACAGAUUAUGCGGACCAAUCUUGGGGACUAUCGAACAAAAAUGGCAGAGGAGGAGAAAACACUGGCUCUUAAUCCAGAAAGUGUGGGAUUUGAUGCACCGAAAAAGAAAGCGAAAUAUCAUUUUGUGAAAAAGGCUGCUAUUCUUAAUGGCAGUAAUGAUUUUCGUUUCAAUUUUUCCAAUAUUCAAAUAACGGAUGACAUAGUAGAAACAAAAGCAGAAGUAAAUACGCAAUCGGAAGUCAGUGUGUGUAAACCGUGCAUAGUUGGGUCUACUGCAAAUUCCUUCAGAUUCAACUUCACCAUUGAAGAGUAGCAAUAAAUUACAGAAACGAACGCAAAAAUAUUCUGUUAACGAUAUUUAUUAAAUAUAUCAGUGACGCAUUCGUCGCGAACCGAUUUCAA
This is a messenger RNA of Malaya genurostris, 797 nucleotides long. RefSeq names its product UPF0488 protein CG14286. The record is from RefSeq and is a predicted model, not a curated record. NCBI's taxonomy places the organism in Eukaryota, Metazoa, Arthropoda, Insecta, Diptera, Culicidae. The transcript has 2 exons. Bases 97 to 708 code for a protein of 203 amino acids.